Molecule: messenger RNA, 880 nt
Organism: Centruroides sculpturatus (bark scorpion)
Lineage: Eukaryota; Metazoa; Arthropoda; Arachnida; Scorpiones; Buthidae
Product: nuclear cap-binding protein subunit 3-like
Exons: 6
Coding region: 218-757 (179 amino acids)
Cellular component (GO): cytosol; nucleus
Molecular function (GO): mRNA binding; RNA 7-methylguanosine cap binding
Source: RefSeq, a predicted model, not a curated record
GUAUUUAUUUUAAUUUUACUUGGUCUUACAUAGAGCAGUCUUACGCGAAACAUUCGAUCGUUGUGAAUAAUAGUUACUUUUAAAUCGAGUCAUAAGAUGAUAUUUUUAAAUUAUUCGUCACUAAAUACAAACUGUAAACUCUAUUAGAAUUAUAUUAAACGUUUAAAUAUAGUUAAAUUCAAGUCAGUGUUUUUAUUUAAAGCAUAUUUUUAAAAAUAUGGAUCAGUUAGUUUUAGGCAAAGAAUGGCCAAAUUUAAAAAUCACUUUGGAUUCUAAUAAUGCUACGUCCUGUACAGAUACAAUAGAUAUAAUGGAAGUUGAUGAAAUUCCUGAUGAAAAGGAUGCAGAAAUUGAUGAGAAGCAAGUCAAAGUUGAAGUCAAAGUGGAAUUCAUGCCUUAUAAGGAAAUGAAAAAGUAUGAAAAUAAAUCUAACAUUUUUGCAUCUGGAUUAGAUUUGACAUCCGAGAAAAUUCAAGACAAGUUAGGAGAAAGAGCAGAAAAAUUUUAUUCAGAAGCAAGACCAGUACAAAAUAUAACACAAGAAGAAAUUGAUGCUUUAUAUAAGAGCAUGAAUAUUCCAGUAAAUUCUGAAAAAACUUCAGAUAAACUAAGAGGAAUUCGUUUAGAUGCUAUACAUUUCAGAGGAGUGAAUGAUAUGAGUACAGAAGACAUAUUUGAUUAUUUUAAAGAUUAUUCCCCAUCAUCUAUAGAAUGGAUUAAUGAUAUCUCUUGUACACACCGAGAAGGAGCAUUAUGACUAACAGCAAGAAUAACAUAUUGAAAGCAUAAAUAUAACAAUUUAGGCAAAUUAAUGAUUAUUAUUAUAUAAUUGCAUAGUUGAUUUAAUCUACAUACAAUUUGUUUUUGGAAUGCAGGUAAA